GGCGAGCCUAGGGCGCCCGGGACCCCGCGUGGGGCUGGCUGCACCAGCCCCCCCCGCGCGGAGCGCGCCGCCUGGCCCGGGUCCAGAAAGGGGGGCCGAGGGGCGUCUGGAGAGGGCGGUGAGGGUGCCCACGGGCCGGGCGGCCCGGGGCCCCGGGGACCAUGGGCGUGCUCAGGGCCGGCCUUUGCCCGGGCCUCACCCAGGACAUGGUCCAGCUUCUGAGGAGCCACGGAAUCAAAACAGUGGCGGACCUGGUUUCCGCAGACCUGGAGGAGGUAGCCCAGAAAUGUGGCUUGUCUUAUAAGGCCCUGGUUGCCCUGAGGCGGGUGCUGUUGGCUCAGUUCUCAGCUUUCCCCUUCAAUGGCGCUGAUCUCUACGAGGAACUGAAGACCUCCACUGCCAUCCUGUCCACAGGCAUUGGAAGCCUAGACAAACUGCUCGAUGCUGGUCUCUACACCGGAGAAGUGACUGAAAUUGUGGGAGUCCCGGGUAGCGGCAAAACCCAGGUAUGUCUUUGUGUGGCUGCAAAUGUGGCCCAGGGCCUGCAGCAGAACGUCCUGUACGUUGAUGCCAACGGAGGGCUGACGGCCUCCCGCAUCCUCCAGCUGCUUCAGGCGAGAACCCCGGAUGAGGGGGAGCAGGCAGCAGCUCUCCGGAGAAUCCAGGUGGCGCGUGCCUUUGACGUCUUCCAGGUGUUGGAUGUGCUGCAGGACCUCCGAGGUGCUGUAGCCCAGCAGCUCCCACGGGACCAGUUUUCAGCUGCAAAUAAUAGAGUGUGGCUGCCAGACACUCACGCUUCGAGGACAUCUGAGGACCUCCGAUGUGUCUGGGGCUCGGCAGGGCCACAUCAUUGGGGCUCUAGGCUGGUGAGCGAUUCUUCAGGGAAUGUGAAGGUGGUCAUUGUGGACUCUGUCACCGCUGUGGUCUCCCCACUUCUGGGAGGUCAGCAGAGGGAAGGCUUGGCCUUGAUGAUGCAGCUGGCCCAAGAGCUGAAGACCCUGGCCCGGGACCUUGGCGUGGCAGUGGUGGUGACCAACCACAUGACCCGAGACAGGGACAGCGGGAAGCUCAGACCCGCGCUGGGCCGCUCCUGGAGCUUCGUGCCCAGCACGCGGGUGGUCCUGGCCGGCGGCGAAGGGGCAGGGGCACCAGGCAGUCGGCGCACCAUGUGUCUGACCAAGUCUCCCCGUCUGCCAACAGGUUUCCAGGAGACGGUGGACGUUGGGGCCUGGGGGACUCUGGAGCAGAGUCCAGCACAACAGGGACAGCAGAUGUGACUGUGCUCGGUUGGGAAGGAGAGAGACCUCAAGGCCCCUGGCUGUCCUGUGCAGGAACGCUUCUGUCCGCUGCUGUGUUGGGGCCCCCGGAAAAGCUCUCGGGCUGGGCGGGGAGACACCUCAGCUUCCUCAGCUUCUCUGUCUGUGGGAACACACGGAGCCCCGGUGAGAGAGGACGCCGUGGCGGAGAAACCCGGGAGUUCCUUCUGGGGCCAAGUUCUCUCCCCCAUUUCUACCAUGUGUCUUUGUGGUGGGAGCCCAGUGCACCCCGGCCUGGCGACUCCCCGAAAGAGUGCACCGUUGACAGGACAGAAGACCCUGCACGUCACCACCUACCUGCCCUCCAUCCUAACACGGGGUUGAACCACGGAGCUUGCCUUUGCUUCUCUCUCUCUCUCUUUUUUUUUUGCCUCUGUAAAAUGAGGCUGUCUUCCCCUUAGCUCUGUCUUUGAGUUCCUGAGUUGCGGUAACCUUGUAAAUGUAAAGCUCUUCUUCCACCUAUGUUCUGCUCUUAAAAAUGUCAGAAGGAAAUUCCCUGAGCCCCAGAUCCACCUAAUUUACCCCAGAAGGUUGUUUUUCAGUUCCCCCCAGUGGGGCCCCAGAGAACAGUUAUUUCUCUUUCACUUGCUGAUUUGGUUUCACACACCUGCCUGCAUUGCCAGGACUGGGCGAGUCUGGAGCUCCCUGCAGGCCCAGGGAGGUAAUCUAAGGAAGGGAGGGUGCGCCCUGCUCCUGGAGAAUCCAGCCACUCGUUUAAUAUGCACGGUGCCCCGUGGGGCCUCUCCACGGUAUAGAGUAACCAGAGGUGCUGAACCAUGGCCUUGCCCGUAAACAGACAGAGGAGAAUUUGCUCAGUAAAUAGAGCCAGCUGGGAAAAUUGAUGCUGGCAUACAUAAUACAUGGCAAAUCUAGUCUUCAUGCAGAAAUUCAUUGCCGGUGGCUCUGAGAGGCAAUGUAAUUACCCCUUUCUUCCUGCCAGCUGUACCACAGCCUCCCGCCUAGUGGAUGGAACAGCCCCCCUGUCUGUUACCAGCACUGUGGCCAUCCAUCUGCGAGCCGUAACCCUGGUGGGAGGAGAGGAGGACCAGGGAAGGGAAAAGGCCGUGUAGAGAAACGGUCGGGCUUCCUGAACACAUUUUUUUAAAGGAAGGUUGCCUGUCUCGGUUGGAGAGCCUGUUGUGUAAUUAAUGAGUUGAGUGCUGGCUUCAGGGAAAGGGGGAGGCAGAGCUGUAGAUGGAUGAGAUGACAUUUAAAGGUGAUACACGCAGCAGGGCUACAGGUAAGAAGCACGGAGCUUUGGAAGUGCGUGGCAAGCCGGCGCAAGGGUGUCUGCCUGUGUGGGGGUGGGACUGGGGAGCCUACCUGCGGGAACCCUGGUGCAGCUACCCCCCGGAAACACGGCAGGGGAAAUUAACCUUCAGUAUCCUUACGCAGUGAGCGGUGGGCCUGUGGGCACAUCUCUGCAGUCCCGGUAGCAAACUGUUGCACGUUAAGCCAGGCAGGGGCUAUCCCUGCGCCUGAGCCCGUGAACACUCCGCCAACCAACCAAGCGUUCUUUUUUUUGUGGAGCUUGCAGUCUUCUGCGAUUUUUGCCCACACCGCACCCCAGUCAGUUGGGCUUGGCAUUCAGCAUGGAGCUGGUGGCCGUCUCUGGCCUGCAGAGGGAUCUGCUAUGGUUUCAGGUGCUGAGUCCCUGACCGAGGACCCUAGAACAGUUCGAUCUGAGAGGCCUGGGAAGACCCUCCAGCCCAUCCUGCCACGUAACAGAGAAGGGGACUGAAGCCCAGGCCCUGGCUGGGAGGCUCCGUUGGUUAGAGCGUCGUUCCGAUAUAUACCAAGGUCGUGUGUUCCAUCUCUGGGCAGGGUACGUACAAGAAACAACCAGCAAGUGCGUGAAUGAGUGAAAAACAAACUGAUGCUCGCUCUCUCUCUCUCUCGAAAAUCAAUUAGAAAAGAAAAGGAACUGAGGCCCAAAGAGGAGGAAUUGUAAUCCUGGUGGAAGAACCAGGCUGGAACCCAGAACUCCUGAUUCCUAGGCCUGAUUCCUGACUUCCUGUCCCCAUGUUGCCUUUAAUUUCCAACCUGCGCAGUUCUGUUCCCCUGGCCAUGGGAAGCGCCACUGCCUUCCAUUCACUGCUCUGCCAGACCACCCAGUGACAUUCCUGCAGGACCUGGCCCCUCACACUUGCUUCCUCCUGGGGUCUUGCUCUUAGACCAGGGCUUUAUGGCCCUGCACGCUGCCACCACACACUGCUCUGGUCAUGCCACUCUGGACAGUUUCCCAGGCCAGCUCUUCUACCCAAGUGCCCUUGACUCCCUCAGGUGCUGCCUCUGCCCACUGUGGCUGGUGCACCCACCCCACAUCCUCCCUUUCUUAUGCCUCAGUGGUGGUCCAAAUGAUUCAGGAUCUUGUUCAAAGAUCUGGGUUCAAAACCCUGUGGGCCCUUUAUGGCUGAGCCACUUAAGGUAAUGUCUCUCUGUCUUAGUGGUUAAAAUCUAUGUUGCAGGGGAAUUAUAUUUUCCUUAUUCAUAAAAUACAUGUCUCAGGGAAAUUAAGCAGAUGAUUGAUGUAAGUGCCUUUCACAGGCACGUAGGAGGUGCUUGGUCACUGGUAAUUCUGGCUCUUGCCA
This is a messenger RNA of Artibeus jamaicensis (Jamaican fruit-eating bat), 3907 nucleotides long. RefSeq names its product RAD51 paralog D (gene RAD51D). NCBI's taxonomy places the organism in Eukaryota, Metazoa, Chordata, Mammalia, Chiroptera, Phyllostomidae. Gene Ontology annotation, biological process: telomere maintenance; double-strand break repair via homologous recombination; reciprocal meiotic recombination. The record is from RefSeq and is a predicted model, not a curated record. The transcript is spliced from 11 exons. Gene Ontology annotation, molecular function: four-way junction DNA binding; ATP-dependent DNA damage sensor activity; single-stranded DNA binding. The coding region runs from base 162 to 1277 and encodes 371 amino acids. Gene Ontology annotation, cellular component: Rad51B-Rad51C-Rad51D-XRCC2 complex; centrosome; replication fork.